GCAAAAAGGAGAAGAAGAAACACGGAAACAUACGGAAUUCAGUUGAAACGGAAUGGGCAUGCUAUCCCUCUGUGACCGUCUGCUGAGAAAGUGAUUGCUAGACCCUCUCUGUCUCAGAUUCUUUUAAGAAGGUAAAAAAAUGGAUGACAGUGAAUUAUUUGAGGACAUGGCCACGCCGUCAGGCUCCUCUGAUGGGGAUGCACCUGCUAGUGGAGGGAGUGAGUAUCCAGAAGAUGAAGAAGAUGACGGACUGUAUUACAUUCCACCGAGAAGACCAUCUCUGGAUUUAGGGCCAGAUCCUAUGGACACCAGUGAAUGGCAUUACGUGGAUCAGGCCUUGUCUCCAGCGCUGAGUUACCACUCAAUGUCAAGUGACUAUAUAGAAUGUUCCGCUGAAAUGGCUGAUGAAAAUGGAUUUUCCACAAGUGUCCACCUGGAGAGAUUAGAUUCAUAUUCUAGCUCCUACUCCCUGGACAGUGACGACUGUGAAAAGAGAACACAGAAGGUCCAAGACAAAGACGAUACUGCCUCAGAGACUUUUAUAUUACCAGAGCUAAUCGAAGACUUCAGUGAGCCAGUCCAUCCAUCUCUCACAGUAGCAUUCGUUUUUAAGGCUAUUUGCAAAGUCCUUGGGAGGCUGAAAGACCUGGAAUUUAAAAGAUUCAAGAAGAUCCUUUGGCAACGUUACCCACAAACAUUCAACACUCCUUUCGAAAGCAUGGACAUGGUGGAUGUUGUAGACCGAGUCCUUGAGUGUUACAGCCUGAGAGUGUCUAUACAAAUCGUGAGGUGUGCAUUGGUGGAUAUCGAAGUAUACAGGAUGGUUGAUUUUCUGGACACCUUGUGCAUCCACAAUGAAGUCCGUCAUGAUUUAUGUCAGACUCUUAAGGAGAAGUACAACACCGUAUGUAUUGAUUUGAACCCGGAAGGAGAGAAGAGGCCCCUCGACGAUGUCUACACUAAUCUCUACAUGACACGUGAAAAUAAUAAUGGUCCAAAUAUUGAACAUGAGGUCUUAACAAUAGGAAAGCUGAGUACCAACAAUGAGGGAGAGACACGAAUGUCCCCAGGGGAGAUCUUCGAUGAAGAAUGGGUGAAAGACAACUACGUUAGUAUCGCAUUGAUCAAUGGAGCUGCAGGGUCAGGGAAGUCGAUGGCAGUCAGGAGAUUAAUCUUGGAUUGGGCAGAAGGAAAGUCUCAUGAGCAUGUGACUUUUUUGUUUCCUUUGUUCGUUAGGGAUCUUAAAAAAUAUGAGGAUUCCGAAAUUUCUUUGGUUGAGAUAAUAGAAACUUUGUACCCAGAAACCAAAAAACUGAGAACCAGCGACUAUACCAGUAGUGAGUCCGUUAUGGUGAUUGUCAUAGAUGGUCUCGAUGAGCACUCUGGGAAAUUAGACUUUGAAAACACAGAGAUUAUGACUGACCUUGAAACUCCCAAAAAUCUGAAUGUGAUCCUUGUGAACAUCAUCAGAGGGAGGCUACUGUACCAUUCCAGAGUCUUGCUCACUUCUCGACCGCAGAUGAGGCCCGUCAUUCCUUGGGAUACACAUCACAUGGUGUUUGAGGUGCGUGGUUUCUGUGACCCUGAAAAGGACGAGUACUUUAAGAAGAAGAUUAAGGAUCCCAGCCAAGCAGCUCAAGUCAUUGAAUACGUCAAUUCUUCCAAAACCCUUCGUAUCAUGUGUCAUCUGCCAUUGUUUUGUUCACUGGUGGCAGAAGAGUGCCUGAGGAUAAAGACUGAACGGGGGCCGCAGGCAGAGCUGCCCACAAGCCUCACUUACAUGUACACAAAGCUGAUGCUACUGCUCAUGCGUCAACUCCGCAGAUUUAGAGCUCCAGAUUUGCCUCCCAAUGAAGAGUUGGAAUUCAUUAUGAGUCUUGGAAAGCUGGCCUUCAACCUGCUGGAAAAAGGCAAGUUCCGGAUUACCAAGAUUAGCUGGAAGGAUUGCAAAGGAAUUGAUAAGGAGGCGAUCACACGCACUGGCUUGUGUUACCAGUUUCUCAUAUCGCUACACGUCUUGUACCAUGAGGUCGCUGUUAGCUUUAUCCAUGCCACAAUGCAGGAGUACCUGGCUUCUCUGUAUGUGUUUCUCAGCUUCAGAAACCAGGGAAAGAACAUUUUUGAACAGCAACAGAAAGGCAAACUCUCACGGAUGUUGAGGUCCAAGAAUAUGGAAGUGUUCAAGAGCGCUGUGGAGAGAAGCCUGCUUUGUGAGGAUGGCAAGCUGGACUUUUUCUUGCGUUUCUUGUGUGGGAUGGCAAAUAAGAAAAACAUGGAACUCCUCCAAACAUUUUUCAUCCCCAGUGCAAAGUGGACAUCUGUCAUCGAAGAAACGGAUGCACACAUCAGGAAGAGGAUCGCUGAAAAUCAGUUUCCUGCCAGAAAUGACAACUUGAAGCACUGCCUGGUGGAGCUGGGUGUGCAGCAAGCAGCAUCCAUUUGAUCUUUACAACACUGAUCACUGUGCACAAAGUACAAAGUCAUAAAUCAAAGCUUCCACUGUCGGAGCGAGAAAUGGUGGCGAGGACAUGAUGCUGCUCUGAAGGAGAAACAUAUUUAUAGCCUCCUCUGCCUCGUACACGUUUUAGAAUGUUUUAGUACAAGCUUUAGAGAAUAUAGCAGCCAAACCUAAUCAGUCCAUAAAUUCUUCGCAUUUAGAGGUAAAUCAAAAUGGGGGUACAAAUUUGUUCUGGGUUUGUGUGUGUGUGUG
Molecule: messenger RNA, 2710 nt
Organism: Sphaeramia orbicularis (orbiculate cardinalfish)
Lineage: Eukaryota; Metazoa; Chordata; Actinopteri; Kurtiformes; Apogonidae
Gene: nlrc3l1
Product: NLR family, CARD domain containing 3-like 1
Exons: 7
Coding region: 140-2443 (767 amino acids)
Source: RefSeq, a predicted model, not a curated record